Molecule: messenger RNA, 1888 nt
Organism: Oryctolagus cuniculus (rabbit)
Lineage: Eukaryota; Metazoa; Chordata; Mammalia; Lagomorpha; Leporidae
Gene: UEVLD
Product: UEV and lactate/malate dehyrogenase domains
Biological process (GO): endosome to lysosome transport; pyruvate metabolic process; protein modification process
Cellular component (GO): ESCRT I complex
Molecular function (GO): ubiquitin binding; L-lactate dehydrogenase (NAD+) activity
Source: RefSeq, a predicted model, not a curated record
GUUUGGUCCUCCGCGGCUUCCGUGCUGGAGCGGGUGCGGAAGAAGGUCCAGGUGCUGGGGUCGUGGAGCGUGGCCUGGGAACCUGGCUAGAGAUGGAGUUCGACUGCGAAAGUCUGAGACGGCUGCUCGGCAAGUACAAGUUCAGGGAUCUAACUGUGGAAGAACUGAAGAAUGUAAAUACAUUUUUCCCACAUUUCAGAUACUCCAUGGACACCUAUGUUUUUAAAGAUAGUUCCCAGAAAGAUCUGCUGAAUUUUACUGGCACUAUUCCUGUGAUGUAUCAGGGUAAUACGUAUAACAUACCAAUUCGCUUCUGGAUUUUGGAUUCUCACCCUUUUGCUCCCCCAAUUUGCUUCUUGAAGCCAACUGCAAAUAUGGGAAUCUCAGUUGGAAAGCAUGUGGAUGCCCAAGGCAGAAUAUACUUACCCUAUCUGCAGAGCUGGAGCCAUCCUAAAUCUGUCAUUGUUGGAUUAAUUAAAGAAAUGAUUGCCAAGUUUCAAGAGGAACUUCCCUUGUAUUCUCUGCCGUCAUCUGAUGAGGCUCGGCAGGCGGACUUGCUAGCUUAUAUUGCAAAAAUCACGGAAGGUGUCUCAGACAUGAAUUCAAAGAGCUGGACAAACCAUGAGAAUAAAACAGUCAAUAAAAUCACUGUGGUUGGAAGUGGAGAGUUGGGUAUUGCCUGCACGUUAGCACUUUCAGCAAAGGGUAUUGCAGACAGACUGGUGCUCUUAGACCCCUCAGAAGGAACUAAAGGAGGAACAAUGGACCUUGACAUCUUCAACCUGCCUAAUGUGGAGAUUAGCAAAGAUUUGUCUGCCUCUGCUCAUUCCAAGGUGGUGAUCCUCACAGUGAACUCCUUGGGUAGUUCUCAGUCCUACCUCGAUGUGGUGCAAAGCAACGUGGAUAUGUUCAGAGCUCUUGUGCCAGCUCUGGGGCACUAUAGUCAACACAGUGUCCUGCUCGUUGCGUCUCAACCAGUGGAAAUCAUGGCAUAUGUGACAUGGAAACUGAGUGCAUUUCCUGCAAAUCGAGUGAUUGGAAUUGGCUGCAAUCUGGAUUCACAGAGGUUACAGUAUAUUAUUACAAACGUUUUGAAAGCACAGACUUCAGGCAAAGAAGUGUGGGUUAUUGGUGAGCAGGGAGAAAACAAAGUGCCCAUGUGGAGUGGCCAAGAAGUAAUGAGUCCUAACUCUCAGGUGCAACUGUCCAACAGAGCCAUGGAACUCUUAAGGGUGAAAGGUCAAAGAUCCUGGUCUGUGGGACUGUCAGUGGCUGACCUGGUUGAUAGUAUUGUAAGGGAUAAAAAGAAAGUGCAUUCUGUAUCAAUUUUGGCAAAGGGAUAUUAUAAUAUAAAUAAUGAUGUAUUUUUAAGUUUGCCCUGCACCCUUGGAACCAAUGGAGUAUCUGAAGUCAUUAAAACCACAAUGACAGAAGACAUGGUGACUGAAAAACUCAGGAACAGCGCGUCUUCAAUCCAUGAUCUCCAACAACAGUUAAAAUUUUGAUUCUCAAGUGCUGUUAACUGUAAGGGAAGCCCAUGUAAUUUUGCUAACACAUUGACAACAGGUUUGAGAACAUGUGUAUCUCACCACUUAUCCUUACAAACUGCUUGGUUAAGGUAGACGGUUUUUUGAAUAGCUUUGUAAUUUGAAUCCUUAAGGAGUCAAAUAAGGACCGGGGGAAAAAUCUAACUUUCUUUGGGGUUCUUGAGAUAAUCUUCCAUUCUGUAAACCUGCAGCAGGGAUGAACACUCAUCUGCAGUGUGCAUGAUUUUAAAUUGUAUAUCCUAAACUCAAAGCACGUCUAGCACUUUGGAAGUAUUUUGAAAGUAAUACAUUUUUAAAAAAAGAUUGUUCUUUGGCAUUUAUAAUAAACAUGGUAAGCUGAA